AUGGAUAUAAAUUAUAGAUUUAUAAUAACAUUUUUGAUUAUUGUAAUGAACUAUGUGGAAGCAAGGUCCCAAUCAAUAUCAAUACAAGGUUCAGGUGAGGCUAUUCAAGGUGAAGAAUAUACCCUUGAGUGUAUAACAAGAGGAGAUACUUUCGUUAACUGGUAUCAAGACAGUCAUCACAUUGCAUGGUCAAGCAAUCAUAAUGGUGGAUGUCGUUUUUACAAUCAAUAUUACAGAAAUUUCUAUGAAUUUAAAAACUGUGGAGUUAAACACAAACUUACUAUAAAAUCUAUAGAUUAUAAUAGAGAUAAUGGUAAAGUUUGGAAUUGUGAGAUUUAUUACAAUGAUGAUUAUCAUUCAUCCAAUAGCAUUACUUUAUCUGUUACCUUAUCAUUGAAGGGUUCUGGUGUAGCUAUUCAGGAUAAAGAAUAUACUCUUGAAUGUAAAACAAGUCUAAAACAAAUACACUGGUAUAAAGACAACAUCUAUUUUGGAGAGUCAAAUAUACAGAAUGGUCUUAAUUGUAUAUUUAAUCAAGAAUCUGAUAGAAAUUUCUAUGAAUUUAAAAACUGUGGAGCUGAACAUAAACUAACUAUAAAAUCUAUAGAUUAUUAUAGAGAUAAUGGUAAAGUGUGGAGAUGUUAUUAUAAUCAAUAUACUUACAGUGAUCUUACAAUACACGUCAUCAUAUCAUUGAAGGGUUCUGGUGUAGCUAUUCAGGAUAAAGAAUAUACUCUUGAAUGUAAAACAAGUCUAAAACAAAUACACUGGUAUAAAGACAACAUCUAUUUUGGAGAGUCAAAUAUACAGAAUGGUCUUAAUUGUAUAUUUAAUCAAGAAUCUGAUAGAAAUUUCUAUGAAUUUAAAAACUGUGGAGUUAAACAUAAACUAACUAUAAAAUCUAUAGAUUAUUAUAGAGAUAAUGGUAAAAUGUGGAGAUGUCAGUAUUUUAAUAUUCAAAAUUUUAACAGUAACCGUACCUUAUUUGUAAGAGAUUAUUGGUGUAUAGAAUUCUCAAAAGAAGCCAUACCUACUACUUAUAUAAAUAAGCGAAUUUGUAUUUUUCCAUUUCUAGUGCCAGUUAGCAGUGUCCAAAUAAAAUCUACAAAUCUUCAGUUCGGUACAAUAUUAGUAGAAGAAAGUCAACUAACAACUAUUCAAUGUGUUACUUCAUUUGCUUAUCCAGAACCUUCAGUUGAUCUUCAUGUCUGUUAUGAUGGGUUGAACAGUAGAUGUAAUUCUUACACUGCAACCAAAUCUAGUGAAAACCACACAUUAAUAACCUUUCAGUUUACUCUGAAUUCUACUCUUGAGUUUGAUGAUACCGAAAUAUAUUGUUGUGCUGGAAAUUAUCUAACAAAUAUUAGUUGUUCAAACUCUCUUAAGAUGUAUAUUUUACACCAUCCUAGGGUACGAGUCGAAGUGGAAGAAGGAAGGUUAUUGUGUAUUGCUGUUGGUCGACCUAAAAACAUGACAUUUUUACCAAUGAAACAUACUGUAGAUAAUAUAUUAGUGAGAGAAAUAGAAGGCUAUUAUAUUAAUACUACAGUUUAUAGUUUAAAUAUCACAAAUAGUCAGAAUAAUGGUGGAAAUUAUACUUGUACUGUUAAUAAUGGUAUACCAGAUCCUUAUACCAAACAAUACUAUCAGAUGGCAUAUUAUAACUUAGAACUUAAGAUCCAUCCAAAUCUUUAUAAUGUAGAAAGAAAUAAUAAUUCAUUGGUUGGACAGAAUGGUAGUUUUUCUUUGAAAUAUUUGGAAGAUCAAACUGUCAACGUUUCAUGGUACAAUAAUGACACAGACUUACAGACUAGCAGCAGAAUAACAAUAAGGGAAGAACCAGCAGAAAUCAGUCAUCCUUAUAAUAAUACUAUUAAACUAUCUGGUAUAAAAACUAUAUUAACUAUAACAUCAAUUAAUAUAACUGAUCAAGGAAAUUAUACCUGUCAAGUAUGUAACCAAUAUGGAUGUUCUCGUAAAACAUUUGAAGUGGAUGUGGUAUCGAUGACAAAACAAAUCGGUACAGUUAUCAUAUUUUUCGUAGUAUUCAAGAGAAGAAGAACGAAACUGAAUGGUCAAUCAGAAGGAAAACGAGAAGGCGUUCAGGGUAGUCAUCAUACUAAUAGUGUUGUUGAAAGUUCAGUCCAUCCAAAUCUUUAUAAUGUAGAAAGAAAUAAUAAUUCAUUGGUUGGACAGAAUGGUAGUUUUUCUUUGAAAUAUUUGGAAGAUCAAACUGUCAACGUUUCAUGGUACAAUAAUGACACAGACUUACAGACUAGCAGCAGAAUAACAAUAAGGGAAGAACCAGCAGAAAUCAGUCAUCCUUAUAAUAAUACUAUUAAACUAUCUGGUAUAAAAACUAUAUUAACUAUAACAUCAAUUAAUAUAACUGAUCAAGGAAAUUAUACCUGUCAAGUAUGUAACCAAUAUGGAUGUUCUCGUAAAACAUUUGAAGUGGAUGUGGUAUCGAUGACAAAACAAAUCGGUACAGAUGCUGGAAUAAUUAAUGUGAAGACAGUUGUUAUUGGAGCUUCGGUUGGUGCAACUAUUAUACUGAUUUGUAUUGUAGUUAUCAUAUUUUUCGUAGUAUUCAAGAGAAGAAGAACGAAACCGAAUGUUGAGAUGGAAAUUAUAAAGAAUGAUUUAUAUAUAAGUUCAGAUCCACUGCAAGUAUUUCCAUUUUUCAUAAGUCCAAUCAAAGGCAGAAAAGUUGCUCUAAGCUAAACUUAGUUUCAUUGAAUUUAUAGUACUUUUUAUUAUUAUUAUUAUUAUUAUUAUCAUUUGAAUUCGAAAUUUGUACAU
Lottia gigantea (owl limpet) is the source of this 2802-nucleotide messenger RNA. RefSeq lists its product as hypothetical. The transcript has 13 exons. Lineage: Eukaryota; Metazoa; Mollusca; Gastropoda; Lottiidae. The record is from RefSeq and is a predicted model, not a curated record. Bases 1 to 2724 code for a protein of 907 amino acids.